AUGUCUACAGGUCGCUCUCAGCACACGGCUACCUCGAGCAUGCGGCGCCGACAGGAGGCCGAGCGCCCCGCGGCAGAGGAGCGUGAGCGAGCAGCUGUAGCAGCAGCUGCUGCGGCAGCAAGGGUGUCGAGGCUGGCUGCAGCGGAGGUAGAAGCAGCCAGGGCGGAGGUAGAAGCUGCAGCGGCAGCAGACGCAACACGCGAGGCUGCGGCGGAUGCCAAGGCACUCCGCGGCGGCUCCGACAGCUACAACAGCUCCGCGGCUGCGGACGACGGCGUCGAUGCAGAUCGCGCCAGCGCCAAAGUGGCGCAAGAGCGGACGGCGCAGUGGGCAGCCGAGCACGCCCACGCUCCAGGUGCAGGCGUGCACCGCGACGGCGGCUGCAAUGACCAGGACCGCGGCCUCUACGAGGUCCGGACUGUGGUCAGGGAUGUUGGUUCCAGUGUUGGGUGGCCCACCCUCACUAAAACCAACUACGUCGAGUGGGCCGAGAUCAUGAAGAUCAGGCUCCAGGUGCGGCGCCUAUGGGAGGCAGUCCAGGACAGCAACGUCGACCACCUAGAGGAUCGACGGACGCUGGACGCCCUCAUCGCCGCAGUCCCGCCCGAGAUGCAGUUCUCGCUUUCCAACAAGCGGACUGCCAAGGAGGCUUGGGACGCCAUCGCCGCGGCACGCAUCGGCAGCGAUCGUGCUCGCAAGUCCACCCUGCAGGCACUCCGUAAGGAGUGGGAGAGCCUGGUUUUCAAGCCAGGUGAGGACGUUGAUGACUUUGCUCUCCGUCUCAACACUCUGCUGCAGAAGUUGGUGCAGUUUGGCGAUGCCACCUACACCAAGGAGAGAGCUGUCGAGAAGCCUUUUCGGUGCAUCCCCGAGAAGUACAAGCAGAUGGCUCGGUCGAUCGAGUCUUUGCUGGACCUCUCCACGAUGACGAUCGAGGAGGCGAUAGGUCGCCUCAUGGUCGUCGACACCGACGAGCCACAACCUUCCUCGGCACCCAUCACCACCGGUGGGAAGCUGCUCCUAACUCGGGAGCCGUGGGAUGCCAGCCUUGGUGACAGGAAGAAGGGGGAGCCUUCUUCCACGACGGGCGGCCGCAAGCGUGGCAAGCAGCGUAAGGCGCGAAGAGGCCCCCCGGGCAGGGCACAAGGACGUGCCGAGGGUGACGCCCGCGGAGGCGCCAAGGACGGCGUCGCUGGCAAGCCCAAGCCAGCACAAGACAACAGUUGCCACAACUGUGGCCGGUUUGGCCAUUGGGCCAAUGAGUGUCGGCAACCACGACAAGGCCAGGCUCAUGUCGCACAGGCGAAGGAGGAGACGGCUCUGUUCAUGGCGCAUGCAAGCAUUGAGCUACCUUCAGCGACUCCAGUCGCAAAGGCUUUCAUCCAUCUCAAUGAGCCAAAAGCACACGCUCUUCUCGGCGAUGGCUCUGGGAAGGACAAGACUACAGGGUGGCGCCUCGACACCGGCGCCACCCACCACAUGACCGGGCGAAGGGAAUUCUUCGCCGAGCUCGACUCCGAUGCGCGAGGCUCCGCCAAGUUUGGGGAUACCUCCGCUAUGGAGAUAAAGGGCGUCGGUUCCGUCAUCUUCACCACCAAGACAAGAGAGCAUCGGCUGCUCACCGGUGUUUACUACAUCCCCGCGCUAAGGAACUCCAUCAUCAGCUUGGGAGAGCUGGAUGAGAACGGCUCACGCGUGCUGAUUGAGCAUGGGGUCCUACGCAUCUGGGAUCGCCAGCGUCGCCUUCUUGCCAAGGUACCCAGAGGUGAAAAUCGACUCUACGUCCUUGAUGUGCAGGUGGCACAACCGGUCUGUCUCGCGGUCCGUCGGGACGACGAGGCGUGGCAGUGGCAUGAGCGCUUUGGGCACCUUCAUUUUGAGGCCCUGAAGCGUCUAAGUGCCAAGGGGAUGGUGCGAGGCCUUCGACCAUGUGGAGCAGUUCUGCGACAUCUGCGUGCUGACGAAGCAGAGACGACUCCCCUUUCCCCAACAGGCGAGUUUUCGGGCCAAGGAGAAGCUGGAGCUCGUGCACGGAGACCUGUGCGGCCCGGUGACGCCAGCCACACUAGGAGGUCGACGCUACUUUUUACUGCUCGUCGACGAUCUCUCCCGCUACAUGUGGGUGAUGAUCCUCGGCAGUAA
Molecule: messenger RNA, 2142 nt
Organism: Triticum turgidum subsp. durum (durum wheat)
Lineage: Eukaryota; Viridiplantae; Streptophyta; Magnoliopsida; Poales; Poaceae
Source: the annotation of a GenBank genome assembly